GCGCAGCCUUUCAGUGCGUCAUUAUGCCCCCAGUGCAAAGUGCGACCGACGGCCGUGCGAAGAAUGCGACCGAAGUCUGCGGCCCCUCGCGAUCUGUGUACACGAUAGAUUUUGAGAAGGAGGUGGACAAGCUAAUUGAAGAUCCUUCGCGGACCCAGCCGAGCGCCGCCCCGGAAUCUCCGGUUGGGGAGGGGCCGUCCGAACAGCCCAGCUUCCUGCAAGCACCCACAAAGAACAUGAGCGACAAGAAGGGAGUGUCUGCAGGUCUGGCUGCCUACAGGGCGCAGGGCCUCGCGACGCUGAAAGCCAUAGAGAUGCAUGCUGAGCAUGGGGGUGGCGAUUCCUGGCAGGAGGCUCCCAAUGCCCACGAUGCAGGCUUGCGCGCAUACAGAGCCCAUGGUUUGGCAACGCUUCAGGCCAUGGAGGCCACGCCCGACUUCGGCAGCCACGUCUGGCCCUCUCCUCCGGGCUAUGUGGAUGCAGGACAGCCUGGGCCUGGACAGUUUCUCGUGAUUGCCAGCGCGGAAGCGAGCGGCGACAGCAACAUUCCGAGUUCCUUUUCUUCGCUCAUUGGCGUUGCCAUGAUGACCUUCUUCUCCUCGGCUCCGGAGACUCAGGAGGAGCCACUGCCCGCGUUGUUGGGUCGCACUCAAACGAGCGCCCCCACAACGAAGGAAAAGGAGGAUGAUUCCAUUCAGCAGGCCACCAUGAAGCUCUGCUAUGCGGCGGCCGCCGGCGACUGCCUCAAGGUGAAGACUCUUCUGAGUCAGAACCUUGAUCCCAAUGUUGCCGACUAUGGCGGAAAGACUCCUCUCCACGUUGCCUGUAGCAUCAACACGGCAGGUGCCCAAGAGGUUGUCCGCAUUCUGCUGGAGCACGGAUCGGCAGCCAAUGCCACAGAUUGUCUCGGCCAAACCCCUUUGGACAUCUCGUCGCGGGCUGGGAACUUCGCCGUGAAGGCAGUGUUGGAGGAGCACGGAGCCAAGUUGCAGCGCGAGGUGCUCGAGUCUCGUGCGCGGGAGAGCUUUUGGCUCCUAAAGCCGGAAGAGAUCGUACUCAGGAAGCAGAUCGGCAAAACGCUGAAGAGUGCAGUGCACUUGGCAAACUGGAAGGGCACCAUUGUAGUUGUGAAGUGUGCCAAGAUGCACCAGUCAAAUAUGGUAAAGAACUUGCGCAAGUCGCAGAGCAUGGUGCUCGGGGGCGGGGUGGAGAAAGCAUCGCCGAAGCGAGCGGAAGAUGCCGAGCUGGAAGAUGACAUCACGGAGGAGAUGUUGCAUGAGAUUGAUCUUUUGGCCUCGCUUCGCCACCCGGAUCUUGUGCUCUUCUUGGGUGCUUGCUUGGAUCCGGGCCAUCCAAUCAUGUUCGUGUCGGAGUUCAUGGGUGGAGGUGACCUGGAGAACUACAUGCUCAAGAUGCGAGAGAAGACUGAGGUCGCUUUCUGGAAGCCUCCCUUGUGGCGUAUGGUCGAAUGGUCUUGCGCCAUUGGCCGUGGCCUGGCUUUUCUGCAUGGCUUUAGAGUGCCCAUCGUGCACCGAGAUCUCAAGCCUCUCAACUUGCUCCUCACGAAGAACUUGGAGCUUAAGAUGACCGAUUUUGGCAUCAGCAAGAUGAUGGCCACAGCUGAUUCCGAGCAGCACAUGAUGACGGGCGGCGUUGGAAGUUACUUGUACAUGGCCCCAGAAGUUGUCAGGUACGAAGAGUACAAUGAGAAGGUCGACAUCUACUCCUACGGCUUGAUCAUGUACUACAUCAGCGCUGGCCGUCGACCUUUCCAGCACCUCACGCUGGAUCCGGAGGUAAUCCUGCAGCAGUACUGCCAGAAGAAGGAGCCACGUCCUCUUAUUUCUGACUGCCCCAAGGUGUUGCGUGGCAUCAUCGAGCCUUGUUGGGCCGUGGACAAGUCUGACCGACCUUCAGCUGAGGAGGUGCUCCAUGACAAGAACGUGGAUGCUUGGACAACCUCUUCGCAAUUUAAACUUGACCUGGUGAGUCUGUUCAACAACUCGCGCAAUGAAACCAUGCUGGAAGUUGGGGCGCAUUUGGGACACUGUACUCGCGUCCUAUCGAGGCUAUUCGGCACUGUUUUGGCCUUGGAAAACUCUCUCCAAGUGCUGAAGAACAAUGCAGCUCGUAACGAGGACCUCCGAAACGUAGUAUACAUGAAAUUCCAUAGUGUCAUGGACGACUGGGCCUUGUUUUCCCAGACACCCAUCCAUGCAGUAUUCAUCGAUGCUGCACACGAUUAUGGCAGUGUGCGAAGCGACCUGGAGCGUGCACUAGCCCUGCCUCACGUGCGGACCAUUGUUUUGGAUGACUACGGAACCACAGCUGGGGUCCAUCGUGCCAUCGACGAAGCCGUGGCAUCCGGUUUGGUGAAGAUCCGAUCUUUUAUCGGCCGAGCUCCGCCGUGGUCCUACGACGGCAGCCGCAUCAGCGACUGGGAAGGAGUGGUGCUGGAGCCCUUGCCCCGGCAAGCAACGGCCAUGCCGAGCUUAGAGGAAUCCCUCCUGGGCUCCUCCUGGGUCAUCUACCCGGCCGGGGUCUUCACCUCGGGCUACUUCGCGCCCCCUGGCAAGAUACAAAGCAGAGGUAAAGAGAAACAUGAUGAUGAUUCAAUGGUGAUGACGAUGAUGCGGAUGAUGAUGAUGAUGAUGGUGAUGGUGAUGAUGAUGAUGACGACGAUCGAUAACACACAAAACCAGCAAUAA
Molecule: messenger RNA, 2708 nt
Organism: Symbiodinium necroappetens
Lineage: Eukaryota; Dinophyceae; Suessiales; Symbiodiniaceae
Source: the annotation of a GenBank genome assembly